This is a messenger RNA of Cryptomeria japonica (Japanese cedar), 2334 nucleotides long. RefSeq lists its product as uncharacterized. Lineage: Eukaryota; Viridiplantae; Streptophyta; Pinopsida; Cupressales; Cupressaceae. The record is from RefSeq and is a predicted model, not a curated record. The coding region runs from base 1 to 2334 and encodes 777 amino acids. The transcript is spliced from 6 exons. Gene Ontology annotation, molecular function: catalytic activity.
AUGAAGUUCCUUACAUGGAAUGUCAGGGGCUGCAAUGCCCUUGACAAGCGUCGCAUUAUCAAAAGAGGAUUUGAUCAGGCAAAACCAGAAGUUAUUUGCAUACAGGAAACUAAGUUAGGUAGUGAAGAGGCGGCUAGGAUUCUUGGUGUUAGACAGAGGUGGUCUGGUUUUUUUGUUGAUGCAGAGGGGGCUUCAAGUGGUCUGGAUAAGUGCCAGCUAUGGGAGGAAAUUUCCAAGACUUUAGAGGAUAUUAGGUCGGCCAUAACGAUUGUUGCAGGGGAUUUCAAUGCCACCCUUUCCCACUCGAACAAGCGUGGAGGGGUGGCUGCUAAAGGUGGGAAUUUUACGUGGACCAAUAGGCGUUUGGGUUUCUCCAACAGAGCUGAGAAACUCGAUAGGUUCUUUUUGACAGGGGAUCAAAACCUGGUUCCCCUUAUUUUUGAGGCGAAAGUUUUGGCAAUCUCAGGCUCGGAUCAUUUCUCGGUCUCACUUGUUUUGCAGAAGGAUGGAGUUCCGCUCAGAUGCCCCUUUAAGGUGGAAAAGAUGUGGCUAAGGGAGCAAGGCUUCAGAGAUCAGAUUGAAGGCAAGCUAGGGGCUCUGAACUUGAAAGUCCUUGCAGAGGGAAUGGACGAGGUGAACUACCUCAUGAAGAAAGACUUGCUCAGUAGAUAUGGGGAAGUAUUGCAAAGGGGAGAGAUUUUCUGGAGGCAAAAAUCACGUGAGAAUUGGAUUAGAGCUGAAGACAGAAACACAAAAUUCUUCCAUAGUUCUGUGAAGAGUGGGGUUGAUCAAGACAAGUUGAAAGAUGAGUUUUUGGUUGUGAUCCCUCAAUUAGUUUCUAGGGAGGACAAUCAGAUGGUUGAGAAGCCUGUCUCUCUGAAGGAACUGAAAGCAGUAGGUUUUGGUCUUGGUGGGGAGAAAGUGUCGGGUUCAGAUGGCUUUCAGGCUUUCUUUUACCAUUUUUUUUGGGAUUUGUUAGGUGGCGAGCUGUUUGUGAUGGUUGAAGAGUCCAGGACUAGGGGUUUUAUCCUGAAAGAAUUCAAUUGUACUCUUGUGGCACUUAUCCCAAAGAAAGUUAAACUAGUGGGCUUCGAGGAAUUCCGCCCGAUCUCGUUGUGUAAUACUAUUUACAAAAUCAUUUCAAAAAUUGCUCCCAACAGACUCAAAUUGAUCUUGGAAAAACUUAUUUCCUGUGAACAGAGCGCUUUCACCCCAAGGAGGAACAUUGUUGAUGGGAUUAUUGUGGCUCAUGAAGCGAUUCAUACGGCCAUGAAGAGCAGACAGAGAAGAAUGAUGCUGAAGCUUGCCAUCCGGAAAGCCUACGACAGAGUUGACAGGUCCUUUCUUUUGGCUGUGCUUGCCAAGUUCGGCUUCAAAGUUGGUACUCAGAGGGCCAUUGCCAGACUCUUUGGUAUCAGAAUUGGACAGCUCCCUGGGAAGUUUCUUGGUACGCUGCUCUUUGUUGGAGCGAGUAAGACGAAGAUUUGGAAAGGACUACUUGAUGGUUGUAAAGCAAAAAUGGAGGGUUGGAAAAGUAAAUGGCUCACGUUGGUUGGUCGCAUUUUAAUUUUGAAAUCAGUAAUCUCGGCAAUGCCAAUUUUCUCCAUGGCUUGCUUUAAACUUCCAGGCACGAUCAUUAAGAAUAUUCAACAGAAAAUGAGGAAAUUUUUGUGGAACAAUAAACAAGAUCAGGACAAAAUUCCUUUAAUGGCUUGGGAUAGAGUUUGUAAACCGAAAGGGGGUGGAGGCGCGGGGCUUCGUGACUGGAAGUUAAUCAAUGAAGCUAUGGGAGCGAAAUUGGUUUGGCACAUGUAUAGUGAGUCGAAGCAGAGAUGGGUACGUAUUCUUCAGGCUAAGUACUUGGCCAAUGGAGAUAGGGAGAGGAUUCUCACAGUUGAAAAUCCCUCGAGAGGAUCUGCCCUUUGGAACUUUCUUGUGAAUUGUAGAAGUCUAGUUACCAAUCAAUUGACUUGGCGAAUUGGAGAUGACCAUAAGGCUAGUUUUUGGCAGGAUUCUUGGGACAGAUGUCCAUCCUUGGAUGUCGGGGAUCCCCAGCGGAUUGUUCAAAAGACCAUCCAACAUUGGGGAGACAAAGUGAGUGAUUUUCUAGUCCAAGAUUCAUUCGAUCUGGGACAACGAAUGACUUGGAAGGAUCCUAGUGAUCUGGAUUUGGAGGAGGUUGAUCAAAGGACGUUGAGGAAUAUCCUAGCAAGCAGAGAGGUGAUGAGUUCUAGGGAGGAAGAUGAAAUCAUUUGGUGUGGUGCGAAGAGUGGUAUUUAUUCAGUCAAGCUGGGGUAUGCUUUGUUGGAGGCAAAUGUCAGGAGGGUGGAUUAG